Molecule: messenger RNA, 332 nt
Organism: Staurois parvus
Lineage: Eukaryota; Metazoa; Chordata; Amphibia; Anura; Ranidae
Source: the annotation of a GenBank genome assembly
CUGAAAGAUAAAAUAAUUAACAGCAGUCACUUUUUCUUCAUUCAGGACCACUACAAAAUGAAUGGUCUCUUGUAACACAGUGUGUCGCAAUGCAUUUAAAUUGUGUUGCAGUGCAUGUGUUACUGCAAUGCAACCUGGUCGUGGGGUGGGUGACCAGGGGCGGACUGAUCAUUUGGAAACUCGGGCACUGCCCAAGGGCCCGGGGUCAGUAGGGGGCCCCAUGAGAUGCCCCUGGUACCUUUUUCAUAGGCUUUUUUGAGUUUGGGCAAGGACACAGGGGUCCCAUGAUCCCCUAUUGCCCAGGGGCCCCAUGAGUUGUCAGUCCUCCCCUG